This is a messenger RNA of Haliotis rubra (blacklip abalone), 1027 nucleotides long. RefSeq lists its product as uncharacterized. The transcript is spliced from 11 exons. The coding region runs from base 330 to 893 and encodes 187 amino acids. The record is from RefSeq and is a predicted model, not a curated record. Lineage: Eukaryota; Metazoa; Mollusca; Gastropoda; Lepetellida; Haliotidae.
UAUUCUUUUCUGCAGUAACCAAGGUAUUAACAAGGCCUCUGUAAGCUGGGGUCAGAUCUUACAACAGUGGCAUGGCCGUACAGAUCAUUAUGUCAAGUCCGACUUUACCAUAAACUACUUAGGGUACUGGACGGACAAUGGUGCGUAUUACUACUACCAGACGGAGAAAGGAAAGAACCAUCAAGACACAAUGUUGGAUAUCAAGAGCUACAUAGGGCCAGAUAGGGGUACCCGUCAGGUACAUUCAGUAUGACGCAUGGUGGUACUACUGGGACAAUGAUCAUGGUGUUGUGACGUGGUCGGCACAGCCAAAAAUCUUUCCAAAUGGAAUGCAGUGGCUUUAUAACAAGACACAGUAUCCCGUCGUGGCCCACAGCAUGUACUGGUCCAGCAAUACAACCUACGCAACUGCAAAUGGAGGAAAGUAUGAAUUCGUCAUCGAUGGUCCAAAGGCAUUGCCACUGGAAGAGAGAUUCUGGACUGAUUUGCUCGCCGAUGCAAGGAAAUGGGGUCUGUUUGUUUACGAACAGGAUUAUCUCGGUACUGAAUUUGAAGGGAUCAAUAAGCUUCUGACUGACAUUGACCUUGGCCGCCAAUGGUUGACUCAGAUGGGGAAUGGUGCUGCCAAGAACGGACUGACCAUCCAGUACUGCAUGUCAUUCCCACGACAUAUGCUACAGUCUCUGGAAAUACCAGUCGUCACACAGUCUCGGGUAAGCCAUGACAACCGACCGAACACGGACAACUGGAAGAUAGGCGUGUCAUCGAUAUUUGCUUUGUCUCUGGGCAUUGCUCCCUACAAGGAUAAUUUUGGACAACCAGCGUUCAACCCGGAAAUGGCUACAAUUUAUCGGAACCCCACACAUCACUUAAUGCUGUGGUUGCAACCUUAAGCACAGGCCCAGUGGGGAUUAGUGACAUGGUGGGAGGCACAAACAAGACACUCAUCAUGAAAUCUGUAAAUGCUGACGGCCUGAUCUUAAAACCAUCUCGACCGGCGACUGCAAUUGACAACAGAAUACGGAGG